GCUAUCAGCUGAUAGCUUCUCUUUUCCUGAAGUCAAUUGUCUCCAGUAGUCAAGUUAAAAGGCCUAGCUGGCACUUGCUUGCUAAGAAUGUCAGGAGUGCCUGUGUUGCAGAAAAUAAGUAGGCCUGUAAAUAUUGACAUUUUGGCUACGGAGGUGGUUGGUGUGUAUUUAGAGUUAUGUAUUAUGGUGGUACCGUUUUUUUAUUCUGAAGCGGCUCGGGAUAUUUUUGGGAAAACAUACCUCAAUCUAAAGAUGGAAGAUGUUGCUGUACCCCUAAUUAUACCAUUAUCCAAAAUGAUUGAAAUGUGGGCGUGGCAUGUAGUAAAAUGCUAAUGAAUGUUUCGCAUGGAAGUGUACCUUGUAGGAACUGCAGUCCGUAGAUAGACAUGGAAUUGACAGGUGUGAUUGAGUGAAKCCUGACCGAGCAGUCCUACAGUUCUGCUGCAUUUUUUAAAAUGUACUCAUCACACAGACCCCUACCAGUCAACAUGGAGGAUGAACUGAUGUUCAGUAUGGACGAGGUGGGCAGUGCCCAGCGUAACCCACUGCAACAGAGGACCCCUGAUCAACGGGCCCCAUCUCUUAGCAACGCUUACGAUAGCGACGAGGACGACUACUACAUCUGUCCAAUCACAGACGACCCUGUCAGCCAGGCCGAAGACAUCUGUGGCUAUUUAAAGAAUCUCGUCCACAGCAAACAGCCGUCUAACUCCCCCAAAAACUCKUUCUCUUACAAGAAUGAAACUCCACAACAACAGUCUGUCAGGUUUGGGGCGUUUUCUGACAAUGCACGGGCGGUGUGGAAAAGAGCCAUAGAGAAGGCCAGGGCCAUGCCUGACCCAUGGGCUGAGUUUCACCUGGAGGAAGUCAAGACAGAGCCAUGCAUACGAUACAGGUACAAUGCUAUCACGGCGGCGUGGUCUCAAGACACAGUGCACAUCAAGGUUUCUGGCCAGCCUUUUGGACGCGGGGCCAUGAGGGAAUGCUUCAGAACGAAGAAGCUCUCUAACUUCUCCCACAGUAGUAACUGGAAGUGUGCGUGUAACUAUGUGACGAAGCGCUACAUGGAGCCUGUGGACAGGGAUGUGUACUUUGAGGAUGUCAGGCUGCAGAUGGAGGCCAAACUCUGGGGAGAAGAGUACAACCGCCACAGGCCACCCAAACAGGUGGACAUCAUGCAGAUGUGUGUGAUUGAGAUGAUGGAGCGUCCAGGUAAACCUCUGUACCACCUGGAACACUACAUAGAGGGGAAGUACAUCAAAUACAACUCCAACUCUGGCUUCGUCAAGGAUGACAACAUCAGGCUCACUCCACAGGCAUUCAGUCACUUCUCGUUUGAACGUUCGGCCCACCAGCUGAUUGUGGUAGACAUCCAGGGGGUGGGGGACCUCUACACGGACCCUCAGAUCCACUCAGAGAGGGGGACAGACUUCGGAGACGGAAACCUGGGUGUGCGGGGAAUGGCACUGUUCUUCCACUCCCACCUGUGUAAUAAGAUAUGUAAGAGUAUGGGGCUCACACCCUUUGACCUCUCCACUGCAGAGAAAAGCCAGCUAGACUGCACCAACACACUGCUGAAGUCGGCCCAGACGGUACUGAGGGGUAGUGAGGAACAGUGUGGUUUCGCUCGUUUUCGUACUAUAUCAGGGGGCCGUGUGCCCCCACUUCUCUCCCACCUGUCGGAGACAUCGUCUGGGGACGACUCUAUGAGUGACAUAAGUGACUCCAUCCCCUGCUCGCCCCUCGCCUUCCCCGGCUCUCCACUAGGACAGCACUUCUCUAUGGGCUCCAUGGGCAGGUCUCCUCUGGGUUGGUCUUUCAUAAAUGAGAUGGAUGAACGGGAGAAACACAACCGCAGCCACAGCCCAGAACACAAGGACUCAGAGAAUGGAGGAGACAGUGGUUGUCCGAGUGAGAGGAGGAGUGAAGGGGACCCAACCGACCAUGCAGAUGGGGCCCGCCCCCACCGCUACAACAGAUACUACUCUGAGUCGGACGAGGACAGUGUGAGACGGAGAAAGGUUCCCAGCAGAUCUUCCCCAAACUUAAACUCUCCUGCCGUAAACACCCCCAACAGCCAACCGCUGACAGAUGAUAAAUGGAGUGUCUACCACUCGUCUCGUUCUCACGUCCACCGGCCAUCCUGUGUUGCUGUGGAGAUGGAGAGACUUGACUCGCUGAUCCUGGAGAGGAAGAUUGGCAAGUCCAUCCUGGGGAAGGUGCACCUGGCGAUGGUGCAUUACCACGAGGCUGGUCGGUUCUGUGACAAGGAGGAGCAGUGGGACCAGGACUCAGCCAUGUACCACCUGGAGACGGCAGCCAUGUGUGGGGAACUAGAGGCUAUCGUUGCCCUGGGACAGUGUUACCUACAGCUGCCACACCAUAUAUUGUCAGAGAUGGCGCUCGAGGACAACUCAGGGAGCCGUAUGAAGGGCUUUAAGUUCCUGCUGCAGGCUGCUGAGGCAGGACACAGAUCCUGCAUGGUCCUGGUGGCCAGGGCCUUCGACACCGGCAUCAACCUCUCACCAGACAGGUCCCAGGACUGGAAGGAGGCGAUGAGAUGGUACAACUGUGCCCUGAACAUGACAGACUAUGAUGAGGGGGGCGAGUUUGACGGCAUGCAGGACGAGCCUUGCUACCGGCUGCUGGCCAGAGAGGCUGAGAUGUACCAGGAGGGGGGCCACAGCCUGGACCCAGACCCACAGAGAGCAGGUGAUCUGUUCACAGAGGCAGCAGACGCAGCCAUGGAGGCGAUGAAGGGCCGACUGGCCAACCAGUACUAUAUGAAAGCAGAGGAGGCCUGGGGCAUGAUGGAGGAAGAGGAYUAGGAGACGGGCUGGCACUCUGCAAGGCCAAAGGAAUCGGCUAAAGCAGAAACAAGCUGGCACCCAGGAUAAUGUUGUGAUGGAUUUUCCUCCCUAAUGGUUUAAAGUUUACAGACACAUUUACUGUGUGAUUUCCAAAAUGCUGUGUAAUUGUUUGAUCUGUAUAUGACCUUUUAUGCAGCCGUCCUCCGGCCUAGCUAUCUUUCUUGGUGCUUCAGAGGGAAUUAUGUCUGGUCCUGGUCUUGUACAUUUUUCCCCUUUUCUAUUCCUGUCCCCAUUGCCCUUUGGACUAAUGAAUAUGGUUGCAUUUGAGGCAAUUUACCUAACUGAAAAUAAGCCAUUUCAAACAAGAAAAGUAAAUUUCCCCCAAAAAAUUGUGCUUGCUAGCGUAAAGGGAUAUUUUUAAUUUUUUUCAAUGAGGCCCUUCAUCUACUUCCCCAGAGUCAGAUGCACUUGUGUAUGCCAUUUUUAAGUCUUUGUGUCCAGUAAGAAGGAAGUUGGAGGUAGUUUUGUGUGCCAAUGCUAACUAGCAUUAGCACAAUGACAAAGUCUAUGGGUAWCUGCUAGCAUGCUAGUAGAUACCCAUAGACUUAGAGUCAUUGUGUUAAAGCUAGUUGUGUUAAUAUUUGUAGCUGAAAUUGUUACAGAUAAUUAGCAUUGGAAGUGUCUACCAUUGUGUUCUUACGGUUGGCAUUGAAUUCAUGAAGUUUCAUGAUAGUUUAUACAAAUUAAUUGAAGUUGGGAUAGCCUAAAUGUUUUAAAGUUGGUAUUGUAACUUAUUCCAUGGGUCUCAUUCAAACCCAUGUUAAUAUAUGGUAAUGUGAAAUGGUUAUAGUUUAAAAAAUCAGAAUGCAAGCACGCUAAGUUAUUUCAGUCUGGUUGGAGUUGAUAGCUAAGCAUCCCGACACUGUACAGCAUCCCUUUCUMAAGGCGUGCUUCUGGUCGGCUGGCCCUUAGCCAAACUCGGCUAGCCAAACUGAACGAGUGUGCUCACAUACUCCCUUAAAAUACAUUCGCUUGAAAAACAGAAAAAAAAAGCGCCAAUAGUACGGUUUGUCCAUUUUGAGAUGAAGUAGCAAGUAUACACUUCUUCWAAAUAGUCAGAAUUAAUCUAAGAUAACUCAAGAAAUGUCAUUAAUUUUGAUGUUUUUGCCUAGGAGAUCUUAGACCUGCAAUUUUACAUCUAACUAGGWUGUUUGGUGCAGUAUUAUUUUAUGAAAACGAGUCWUCUCUCGUUGAAUGACAGACGUUAUGGAAGAAUCCCUACUGUUGACCUACAGUAGACUUCGUUCGGCUCCAAACUUCGGCUUGCCUCCAGAAGGAAAUGUGUGCCCGAGUCAGAAACGUCACAAAAUGUCGUCAUAUGUGCACGAACUCUACCAAACUGUUUCGGCUGGAAAGUGUGCAGAGGCCUUUUUAAAAAUACGGUGACAAUUUUAGAAAUGAAACAGGCUGUUACUGCAAGUUCAGGUGAACACAAAACGACUCUCAAAUAUAAUGAAAAUGUCUAUACAUUUCAGCUAUUUCAAAAACAUUGCUCUGCUAUUAGUAUUUUUACUGUAUAAAUGUUGGGCUCAACGAGACAAUUCUGCUUACACUGCCCUGCUUCUGCUUAGAGGAGGGCAACGGUCGGCCGAGUGUCGUGCGCGACCUCCGGAGGUAGCYUUCGAGACGUGAGAAGUGCAAGUUUACAUUACGAUUAUGUCUCUCGAGAAUCCCUCAAUUCUCCWUAAUACUCGUCAAUGAGAAUAGACUCUUAAACGGUUCAAGAGGAGAUGCGUUUUGACUUUUAACUAAAAGGGCCAUUAACUCAAAGGUAAUGGCCCUUUUAUUGCCAUUAAAUGCAUUGGAGAUCAUGUAAAAAAAAAUAUAUAUAUAUAAAUAUAGUUCAAAAAGUAUAAAUGCUCUAAAAUGAAUACAAAUUCUCAAGCAAUCUAGGUUUGGGCUGGRUGUAUGUUUUUAAAGUUGGUUAUGAGUUCAUAACUUAAAUCAUUUAAGCUCUAGAGCGGGAGGAAGAAAUCCAAUCAUAAGAAUGCAUAUUACAUUUUAAGAAGUCUAGAGGGGUCGUGCCUUCAGCAAGCACAUUAAUUAAUGUUUGAUUCAUGAAAUAAACAUUUCAUCAAAUGUUUACUUUGUGUUGGUUUUGCCUAACACUUUUGUAAUAGAGGGCACUUGUUGCAUUGUUUGCAUACUUGUGUAUAUGAAUGCAUGGAAGUAGCUAUAUGUAAAUGUCUCUUGACUUUGGAAUAAAUAUAAUAUA
Messenger RNA from Salvelinus sp. IW2-2015, 5085 nucleotides. Its product is annotated as eukaryotic elongation factor 2 kinase. Gene Ontology annotation, biological process: protein phosphorylation; myosin II filament disassembly; response to differentiation-inducing factor 1. NCBI's taxonomy places the organism in Eukaryota, Metazoa, Chordata, Actinopteri, Salmoniformes, Salmonidae. Gene Ontology annotation, molecular function: calcium ion binding; elongation factor-2 kinase activity; ATP binding. The record is from RefSeq and is a predicted model, not a curated record.